GUGUCUGUCAAGUGUCAUUGUGACGUUUCAGUCGAUUAACGAAAGGAAACAACAUGUUUUUGUAAAUAACGAAUCGCAUCGCAAUCACAAAUAGUAAUUAAAAUCGCGUAAAUUUGACGCAUAGAUUGUAAUCAAUCACCAUGAAAACAGCGGCGAGUGCGGAUCAUUUGAAGUUGUCAAGUGAAAUUAAAGCGUUGCAUUCGACGUUGCGACAAAAAACGAAAAAAUUGGGUACGAAACGAGCAUGGCAAGAGCAUUUGCAGGCUAAAUCAAAGCUGCAAAGCUAUGCGAAAGCAAUGAAGGAAUUGGCGAUGAAUCACUGGGAAUUGAAUGAUCGCAAGAAAGAAGAAGCCAAUUCCAAGGCUCAACAGCGCAGCCGAAUCGCAUGGACAGUCAAUUAUUGUCGUGAAUAUUUUCUGAGCGAAGAUCUGAUAACAAAAAUAAGACAACGUGAACUGCGACUUUUGGAUGAACUCCAAAUUGAUUGCACGGAAAUGAAUCGAGUGAUUGCAGCAAGACAAGUGCCAGUAGAAAAAAUCAAAUUACUUGACGUUGGCAGUUGUUAUAAUCCAUUUAAACCGUUUCCUGAAUUUGAAGUGACCGCCGUUGAUAUUGCACCAGCAAUUGAAGAGGUGUUCGAAUGCGAUUUUUUGAAUGUUGAACUGGGUGAUAGUAUCGAAACAUCGAGCAACGAUAGUAAAUCACAGAUUUUAAGUAAAUUACGUAUUAAUAGCUAUGAUGUUGUUGUAUUUAGCCUAUUGCUGGAAUACUUACCCACCUCUGAGCAAAGAUUGAAAUGCUGCGAAAAAGCCUGUAAACUUUUAACGGACGAAGGAAUACUCUGUAUCAUCACGCCAGACUCAAAACAUAUGGGUUGUAAUGUGAAGCUGAUGAAAACAUGGCGCUAUGCUCUGGCACAGCUUGGAUUGGGCCGCAUCAAAAUUGAAAAACUGGAACAUAUCACCUGCAUGGUAUUUCGAAAGUGUCUCGAUCCAGAAAUCAGCCUUCGAUGGAGUCGCAUGCACAAACAACCGUACAUGGAAUAUUGCAUCGAAAUACCACAAGAUUUCAACGAUACGGGAGAUAAAGAUAGUGAAGAUGUGACUGAAGUGGAUGAUGAAAGUAAAGAAUCACAUGAUGAAGGCAAAGAAAAAGAUGAUGACGUUGAAGGAAAAGAUGACAAAGAAGAAGCGACUUCACAAUCGAGUAACGAAUUAGCUACUCCCAGUGAAGAAAAUCCCGGUCCCAGUUCAACCACACCAGAGAAUAAUUGCUUAACAUAGCUUUACCUUUAAAUUGUCAGUGCCAAUUGCCAAGAAACAAAUGUGAUGCUUUACCUAAGCCAAUAAAAUAAAAACACAGACAUGUUUUUAAGUAGCA
Sitodiplosis mosellana (orange wheat blossom midge) is the source of this 1380-nucleotide messenger RNA. It is a transcript of the gene Samtor, whose product is annotated as S-adenosylmethionine sensor upstream of mTORC1. Gene Ontology annotation, biological process: negative regulation of TORC1 signaling. NCBI's taxonomy places the organism in Eukaryota, Metazoa, Arthropoda, Insecta, Diptera, Cecidomyiidae. Bases 141 to 1283 code for a protein of 380 amino acids. The transcript has a single exon. The record is from RefSeq and is a predicted model, not a curated record.